Messenger RNA from Formica exsecta, 1345 nucleotides. RefSeq names its product geranylgeranyl pyrophosphate synthase-like (gene qm). Gene Ontology annotation, molecular function: prenyltransferase activity. Lineage: Eukaryota; Metazoa; Arthropoda; Insecta; Hymenoptera; Formicidae. The record is from RefSeq and is a predicted model, not a curated record. The transcript has 5 exons. The coding region runs from base 16 to 864 and encodes 282 amino acids. Gene Ontology annotation, biological process: isoprenoid biosynthetic process.
AUUAUAUUUAUUUCCAUGUUAUUAUUUUUAUAUUGCAAGUAUAAAAUUGAAUUUAUAUUAAUUAAAAAAGCAAUUCUCUAUAUAUUUUUAUACGAUUAUAAUUUAUUUUAUUUUUUUUAUAGAAUUGAUGAUAUUCAAGAUAAUUCCAUUUUGCGAAGAGGUAUUCCUGUUGCUCAUUCUGUUUAUGGAAUUGCUAGCUCACUAAGCGCUGCAAAUUAUAUAUUAUUUAUCGCUAUGGAAAGAGUUGUCAAUUUGCAACAUCCUGCAGCAAUACAAGUGUAUAUGGAACAAUUAUUGGAACUUCAUAGAGGUCAAGGAAUGGACAUUUUUUGGAGGGACAAUUUCAUCUGUCCAAGUGAGGCAGAUUAUAAAACUAUGACAAUAAAAAAAACUGGUGGUCUCUUUAAUUUGGCAGUAAGAUUAAUGAAAUUAUUCUCAAUUUAUGAAGAAGAUUUAUCAUCGUUAAUAGCCAUUUUGGGUUUGUACUUCCAAAUACGUGAUGAUUAUUGCAAUUUGUGCCUUGGUGAGUAUACGGAAAAUAAGAGUUAUUGCGAGGAUUUGAGUGAAGGCAAAUUCAGCUUUCCCAUUAUUCAUGCGCUUACAACGAAUCCUGAUGAUAGGCAAAUAAUAAAUAUUCUGAGACAACGAACCAAAGAUAUGGAGGUAAAACGUCAUUGCAUUAAAUUGCUAGAAAAAUUUGGCUCUUUCAAGUACACAAGAAGUGUUCUUGAAGAGUUGGACAUGAAAGCGAGGGCUGAGAUUGGACGUUUAGGAGGCAACCCACUUUUGAUAAAAAUUUUAGACGAGCUCAAGAAUUGGGAUACUAAAGAAGCACCCAAAGAUCUUUUGACUGGAACAUUUUAAAUUUAAGAGAAAAAGAUAUAUAUGUCAACUUUGUGUAUUUCUUUAUCAUUUUAUGUAAAACUGCAAGUUUUCAUAGUGUUACCAAUUGAAAGAUUUGGUAUUGAUGGCAAAAGAGAACAAGGGAUGAUCACAUGAAAAAAAUGAUAUAUGGAACAAUUUGUAAAAAAUGCAGAAUAAAAUUUCUUGUUAGGAAGCUUCGUUUUAUGAAAAGAAAAAAAGUAUUAUAAAUAAUAGUUUGUGCAUGUGGGAAGCUAAAAAAUAUUUAAUAUAUUUUUUUUAUAUUUUAAUGUAAAAAUUGUGGUAUUUUUGUUGCGUUAAAAACUAUGCUGUACAAAUAUAAUCCUGAUCUCUUGUUAAAUGUAUUUUAAGUCUUUGACUCUUCAAAUGCUGACAGUGUUAACACUUCUGGAAUUCUCGAAAUAAACUAUUGACGUCAACAAAUCUUUUAAAUAAAAAUCAAGAUAUGUGACGAAUUUAAUAA